This is a messenger RNA of Musa acuminata AAA Group (dessert banana), 920 nucleotides long. RefSeq names its product signal peptidase complex subunit 2-like. Gene Ontology annotation, cellular component: signal peptidase complex; membrane. The record is from RefSeq and is a predicted model, not a curated record. Gene Ontology annotation, biological process: protein targeting to ER. Bases 124 to 687 code for a protein of 187 amino acids. The transcript has 5 exons. NCBI's taxonomy places the organism in Eukaryota, Viridiplantae, Streptophyta, Magnoliopsida, Zingiberales, Musaceae.
AAACGCUUGGGGGCGAGUCCGCGAACGGUUCGUUUCGGAAGCGCUCACUGAGAGAAAACCAAACCGCAAGACCCCAAACACCGCGCCGAACCCUAACGGAGAGAGAACAAAGAUCACCAGAAAAUGGCGAGCAGCAGCGCGGCGAAGAACUCCAAGAAGACGAACCUCCUCGAUCACCACUCCAUCAAGCAUCUCCUCGACGAAUCCGUCACCGAGGUCGUCAAGAGUCGGGGGUACGCGGAGGACUCCAGGUUGAGCAACGUGAGGUUGCUGAUCGGAUCCAUCAUCAUCGCCAUCGCGCUCCUUGCGCAGUUCUACCCCAAGAAGUUCCCCGAGAACAGGGAUUUCCUUAUUGUUUGCAUCGGAUUGUAUGUGGUAUUUAACGGGCUGUUGCAGUUCAUCAGCUACACGAAGGAGAAGAACGCUAUCCUUUUUACUUAUCCUCCGGCUGGAUCUUUCAAUAGUACUGGAUUGGUUGUGUCUUCGAAGUUGCCAAGGUUCUCUGAUAUGUACACUCUUACAAUAGCCAGUGCAGAUCCAAAGUCCAUUUCUGCUAAUAAGCCAGUUGUUCUGACAAAGAGUGUCACAAAAUGGUUCACCAAGGAUGGUGUCCUUGUUGAAGGUCUCUUCUGGAAGGAUGUUGAGAAACUGAUUGAUGAUUACAAUGGGGAUCGGAAGAGCAAAUGAGAUCAGACGUUUUCAAGACUAGUUUAUGAAAACCUGCUUUACACAUUUGGUGCAACGGGGGGAGCCCUUUUCUGAUUGAAGCAUUUGCUAGAUUGCUCAACCUAUGAUAGUGGAAGUAAAUUGCAUGAACUAACUCAAAACAGCUUACAAAUUGUUAAAUCCAACAUUCUGUCGCAAGCAAAUGUCAUCUACUGACUGACCUGCUGAAAUCAAGAAAUCCAGUUUCUCGGAAA